Leucoraja erinaceus (little skate) is the source of this 1824-nucleotide messenger RNA. RefSeq names its product elongation factor 1-alpha 1-like. Bases 179 to 1564 code for a protein of 461 amino acids. The record is from RefSeq and is a predicted model, not a curated record. Gene Ontology annotation, molecular function: translation elongation factor activity; GTP binding; GTPase activity. The transcript is spliced from 8 exons. Gene Ontology annotation, biological process: translation; translational elongation. Lineage: Eukaryota; Metazoa; Chordata; Chondrichthyes; Rajiformes; Rajidae.
ACCCACCAUGAACACGACGAGAGCAGAAAAGGGGGCGGGAGGAGGAAUGCGCCGUGGGCGUCAGCCUCUCUCCUUCCCUAUAAAUUGCCACGACGCCAUCUCUUUGGUCCUUUAGUCUCCGACUCAACCAAAGGGAGGUUUGCGGCUGUAUCCAAACGCACUCAUUCUAACGUUAAAAAUGGGCAAGGAAAAGAUACACAUCAACAUUGUUGUCAUCGGUCAUGUCGAUUCUGGCAAAUCUACAACCACUGGUCAUCUGAUCUACAAAUGUGGUGGCAUUGAUAAGAGGGUCAUUGAGAAAUUUGAAAAGGAAGCUGCUGAGAUGGGGAAAGGAUCCUUCAAAUAUGCCUGGGUGUUGGAUAAACUGAAAGCUGAACGUGAGCGUGGAAUUACCAUUGACAUCUCUCUUUGGAAGUUUGAAACCCCAAAGUACUAUAUCACCAUCAUUGAUGCUCCAGGACACAGGGACUUUAUCAAGAACAUGAUUACCGGCACCUCGCAGGCUGACUGUGCAGUGCUGGUAGUUGCGGCUGGUGUGGGUGAGUUUGAAGCUGGUAUCUCAAAGAACGGUCAGACAAGGGAACAUGCCCUUCUUGCCUACACUUUGGGUGUCAAGCAGCUCAUUAUUGGUAUUAACAAGAUGGACUCCACUGAACCCCCAUACAGUCGUGAUCGAUUCGAAGAAAUCAAGAAGGAAGUCACCACAUACAUUAAGAAGAUUGGCUACAAUCCAGCAACAGUAGCAUUUGUUCCCAUCUCUGGUUGGAAUGGAGACAAUAUGCUGGAACCCAGUGCAAAUAUGAGUUGGUUCCAAAAUUGGGUAAUUACUAGGAAGACCGAGACAAUCACUGGUGUCACCUUGCUCCAAGCUCUGGAUGGUAUUUCGCCCCCAGAACGUCCAACAAAGAAAGCUCUUCGCCUCCCCCUCCAGGAUGUCUACAAAAUUGGUGGUAUUGGCACAGUACCAGUGGGUCGGGUUGAGACUGGUAUUCUGAAAUCUGGAAUGUUGGUGCAGUUUGCUCCCAAUGGACUCGUAACUGAAGUAAAAUCUGUGGAAAUGCACCAUGAAGCCCUGACUGAAGCUCUUCCUGGUGACAAUGUUGGUUUCAACAUCAAGAAUGUUUCUGUUAAGGAUAUCCGCCGGGGCUAUGUUGCUGGUGACAACAAAAAUGAUCCUCCAGUGGAAGCUGAUCAUUUUAUUGCACAGGUCAUUAUCUUGAACCACCCUGGUCAGAUUAUGGUUGGCUAUUCCCCAGUACUUGAUUGUCAUACUGCUCACAUCGCCUGCAAGUUUAGUGAACUAAAGGAGAAGAUUGAUCGUCGAUCUGGCAAGAAGAUAGAAGAUGCCCCCAAAUCUAUAAAGUCUGGAGAUGCCGCUAUUGUCUCCUUGACUCCAUCUAAGCCCCUGUGUGUGGAGAGCUUUUCUGAAUAUCCACCUCUUGGUCGCUUUGCUGUCCGUGACAUGAGACAGACGGUGGCUGUAGGUGUGAUCAAGGCAGUUACUAAGAAAGAACUUACUGUAAAAGCCACCAAGGCUGCCAGUAAAAUAAUAAACAAGAAGUGAAUAUCACCACCAGCCACCAAGAUCCAGCAAACCCUGAGACAGACACCACCAAAAUGUUUAUUCAUUACCAGCCAAAUAUGUGUAUUAAUGAGAUACUGGAUAUUGAUCAAGAUGCAUCGAAAGAAAUUCAGAAGGAAAGGAUAGGAAUGAUGGAUUCUAAAUAGAUUCCAAAGCUAUCAGUGUAAUUGUAAAUGUCCUUUCACUAAUUAGGAGCUAUUUUGGUUGUGUAAUGAUUUAAAACUAAUAAAUACCCAAAACCA